Mesocestoides corti is the source of this 1299-nucleotide messenger RNA. The record is from the annotation of a GenBank genome assembly. NCBI's taxonomy places the organism in Eukaryota, Metazoa, Platyhelminthes, Cestoda, Cyclophyllidea, Mesocestoididae.
AUGGUCAAGGACUGCCAUCAGAGACAGUCCGCCCUUUACUCGAUUCAUCCCGCUCCUCAUUCGCCGGUUGCUUUUUUUCUCAGUCCCUUGUCAAAGGGCGAGUUGCUUUACACCUCGGGCCAGAGUCGACUUCAUUUACACCUUCGAGAAAACACCCCAGCCCAGCGCGGAAACAUUGACUAUCUCAUUUUCAAGCGACCCGUCACUAACGUAUGUCAGGUCCCCAAGUUUCCAAGCACUCUUGACGAAGAAGCUGUCGCAUUUAGAAGCCACGGACUUCCCCUUCUUGUGUGGCCCAGAAAUCGCGAUAAGCCCACUGUCCAGAAAUACUUGGAUGACAACUAUCCCGACUGUGGGAAGUGGUUUAGGGAGCUGGACAAGUGUCAGGGCUGGCUGAAAGAAAAGUGGACACCAUUAGCCGCCUUCCUUGGUUUGGAACUCCCGUCUUCCUUGAACCCUCCCAAGGAAAAAAAGGUCCUGCUGGAUUUCCCGCCUGACUGCGUCGCGGCCACCUACAUUAAGGAGCGCAUUGCCUGGCUGUGCGAUUACUGUAGUCUUCUCGAGUCGUAUCUUGUGCAUCGGCGCAUCGCUACCCCCGGCUUCCAUCACAACCCCAUCCACUAUCAGCUAAACGCCCAGCAUGAGGAGCGGUUGCAAGCGGUGGCCAACGACUCGGGCUUCUUCAAUGUGGCCGGCGAUCGUCUGCUGCAGUUGGGCAAAGCCGCCACCGCCGAGGGCAGGCAGGUGCGCCUGCAGAUCCACGAAAUGGCCAAGACGAUCGCGGACUCGCAGAAGCGCGCCCAAUUCCUGAGCGUCCUCCUUCCAAUGGCUGAUCUCAAAGACGCCCUUUCGCACAAUCAAGCUCCUUCGAAGAAUUCAUCGAAAAACGGAUCCUUCAGUAAAGCGCGAGCAGCCCUACUGGAAGCCCUGGAAGAAGACUCUUCCGAAGAGGAACCAGAUCAAGUGGAAAACAGUGCUGAUGAAGAAGAAAUGGACGUGGAUGACACCGAGAGCGAUGCCGGUCAGAACCACACCGACAAACCCAAGGAGCUACCCGCCGUGAACUACCCGAAUCGACCUGUCUCGAAAGAGAUCAUGGAUAACCGCGGCAUUGUCAAGUACCGCCACAAACGAGAGCGGAACCCACGUGUUCACUUGCGCUACAAGUACAAAAAAGCCCAAAUCCGAUACAAAUCACGGGUUCCCAAUGUGCGAAAAGAGGACGCACCGUACGCUGGCGAACUGCGUGGUAUCCGUGUCAACAUGAUCAAAUCGCACAAAUUUAAGAAGCCCAGAUAA